This is a messenger RNA of Magallana angulata, 1169 nucleotides long. Its product is annotated as hemicentin-1-like. The record is from RefSeq and is a predicted model, not a curated record. The transcript has 3 exons. Gene Ontology annotation, biological process: cell-cell adhesion. The coding region runs from base 33 to 1046 and encodes 337 amino acids. NCBI's taxonomy places the organism in Eukaryota, Metazoa, Mollusca, Bivalvia, Ostreida, Ostreidae. Gene Ontology annotation, cellular component: cell-cell junction. Gene Ontology annotation, molecular function: cell adhesion molecule binding.
CUGCAUCUGUACUUCAGCAGUAGUGUAACAGCAUGCUUUUUUGUUUCCAAACAGCCACACCUAAUGUUCAAAUAGCACAAAGCUCUUAUAGUGUGAAUUUGGGUGGUGCAGUAGAACUGGUGUGCAUAGUUUCUGCUGAUCCCCCAGUCUCCUCCAUCACAUGGACAAGAACAAUCAAUGGAGUGACCUCUACAGUAAAUAUCGGUUCUCUGGCCCGCUUUACUGGGGGAACUGUAUCCAACCCUUCCCUUACCAUUUUAAAUGCCCAAGCCUCGGAUGAGGGGUCAUAUGUCUGCUCUGCUCAAAGCUCAGCCGGGACAGGGCAGAGUGGAAGUACUACCUUAAGUAUUGUAGGCAGCAUUCCAUCUGUGACAAUCCCCCAAUCAGUCUAUUCGGUUGACUACGGCAGUUCUGUCACCAUUCCUUGUACAGUUUCUGCUGAUCCUGGGGCCACAUCCAUAUCCUGGCAGCGUACCAGUGGCUCAGUCAAUGAAAACCUUGAUAUCCCUAAUAUACCUCGCUAUGGCGGAGGCACAGUUGCUUCACCAUCCCUGACUAUUACAAAUGCCCAGCUUGGUGAUGAAGGAGAUUAUAGAUGCUCAGCCACCAACAGUAUAGGCAGUGGUCAAAGUGGCUUAGCCUCACUGGAUGUUGUUGGGAAUGUUCCCACAGUCUCUGUGUCCCAGUCAUCAUACUCUGUUCAAACCUCUGACUCAGUGACAAUGACGUGCAUUAUAUCAGCCAAUCCGAGUGCUACGUCUGUCACGUGGUACAGGGUUGCUAGUGCAGGCCUUGAGGCCAUUGUUGUUGGGUCAUCCUCCAAAUACAGUGGUGGGUCAGUGACCACGCCCAGCCUCACUAUAUCUAAUACUGUGGACAGUGAUCGGGGUACAUACAGAUGUACAGCAACCAAUGCAGUGGGCACAGGAAGCAGUGCCAAUGUCAUAUUGGAUGUGGUGGGAAGUGAGUGGGAAGUUCAAAAUCUUGGCAAAACAUCUCUGUCCUCACAAAGUCACAUAAAAUGCAAAUUCAGCCCAAUGAUUUAAAAGAUCGCCCAUCUUGUUAACAUUAGCUUUACUAACCUGUGUGUAGUAAUAUUGAUGUGUUUUAGCUUGCACUAAUAUACACUGCUUUAACGUUCUGUUUAUGCAUGGCUUUUUUUGCUGUUU